AUUCCAUAGAGAUUCCUGUGUUUACGAAUGGCUUCCGAACGUGCGAAAUUUGCUUUCAGGUCUCUGCCAAAUAAAAAGUUCUCUUUCUUUGAAAAUAAGGAGAAUCAAGAAAGAUUAUUGAAAUGGUCAAUGAAAGAUAGAAUUCUAAUUCAAGGUUUCCUCUUCGACAAGCAGUUUAAAGAAUACGAAAAAGAUGAAUUUGUUUUGGAUUUCUUUAAGGACCCAGAAGUAACAAGUAGCCUAAAAUCACUCUCAUCUUCAGGAAAAUGGUCUCCAAUUGGAAUAGAAGCUAAAAGUGUUAAGGUCGAAACAAUACCAGUCACAGUGAUUUCAAUGGAUUUUUUCGAUAAACUAUAUAAAGGAGUUGCCAAAGAAAGUGGAGCAUUAUGUAAAUGUUUGGAUGAAUAUAUUGACGAGUUCAUUGCCUCAGAUGAACUAAGAAAGAUGAUGUUGAGCGAAGAGUCUGAUUAUUAUGACAUAUUCGACGAAUCAGAGAAAAGUGAACUACUUUUCCGUUUAUUUCGACAUCUUUGUAUCGGAGGUCAAGUUUGCCAAUACGAGGAUGAACUCCAGCCAUAUUUGGACAUUACAAAAGGAUUGUAUAAAGAUCUUGUAAGCGUUGUCAAGGAUUCAAACAGCAAUAAGCUUAAAGUUCAAUCUAUAGCGUUUAAAGUUACAGCUUUUGAGAAGGAUGGAGCUAUCUACUUUCCGUCAACUAAGAACCAUAUGCAAGAUUUCGCCUAUUUAAUAAUUGAUCCUUUAAAGAGACAUGUUAACGUCAUUCAACAUGUCUUUGGCGCCUCCGCUUUUUAG
Molecule: messenger RNA, 813 nt
Organism: Dimorphilus gyrociliatus
Lineage: Eukaryota; Metazoa; Annelida; Polychaeta; Dinophilidae
Source: the annotation of a GenBank genome assembly